Ramularia collo-cygni is the source of this 942-nucleotide messenger RNA. RefSeq lists its product as uncharacterized. Bases 1 to 942 code for a protein of 313 amino acids. The transcript has a single exon. Lineage: Eukaryota; Fungi; Ascomycota; Dothideomycetes; Mycosphaerellales; Mycosphaerellaceae. The record is from RefSeq and is a predicted model, not a curated record.
AUGGACGUGGUGAGAGGAGUGGGAGAGGAUGUUGGAGGGGUUGAUGUCGAGCUAAUUGAUAUUGACGAGCUUGUAGCAAAGGAGGUUGUCGCAGAGGAGGUUGUCGCAGAGGAGGUUGUCGCAGAGGAGGUUAUCGCAGAGGAGGUUGUCGCAGAGGAGGUUGUCGCAGAGGAGGUUGUCGCAGAGGAGGUUGUAGACGUGGAUGAUGCCGUCGAUGAAGAUGCAGUGCUGGUAACAGAAGAGGAUGGACUUGAGGUGGAGCUGUCCGAGGAUGAAGCGCUAGCGAUCGACGAAGAUGGACUUGGAGUAGAGCUCUCCGAGGUAGUGGUAGAAGAUCUUGCGGAUGAGGAUGAAGUGCUUAUAGUUGAAGAGGAGACGCUUGACGUCGAGCUUUCCAACGUCACUGGCAACGUAGCAGCAGGGAUAGAGUCUGAAGUUGUCAUAGAAUCUCCACUGGAAGUCGGCGAGGUUGCAAUACUAGUGCUUGAAGAAGUAGCACUUAUAGUCGAGCUAUCCGGCACUGAGAAAGUUGCAAUAGAGGCUGUUGUGGAGCUGGUGUCGGAUGUCGAAGUCGUUGUACUGCUGCUGCUCGGCGAAGAAGAAGAAGAAGCACUCGAAAUAGAGCUGUCCGAGAUGGAUAAGGUCGUCACGGAAGACUCUGAGCUUGUAGAUGUCGUGGGUAUUUGGCUAUUAGUCGACGCUUCACUCGCCACUGUCGUAGAGCUGGUCGAAGUUGAAGUAGAACUGGCAGAGCUCAAAUCCAUACUGGCACUGCUAGUUAUGGUCGUCACACCCGAUGAGAUCACCGAAUCGGUCGAGUCUGUAGAAAUAGAGCUUCUCGACGAAGAGAGGCCAGUACUAGUCGAAAGGCCUUCAGCUAUGAGCUUCGCCCCCCAGAUCGCAUUAUUAGUGACCGCACCUCCUAGCACAGAUUUGAGGUAA